Messenger RNA from Chanos chanos (milkfish), 993 nucleotides. RefSeq names its product trace amine-associated receptor 8a-like. Gene Ontology annotation, molecular function: trace-amine receptor activity. The coding region runs from base 1 to 993 and encodes 330 amino acids. The record is from RefSeq and is a predicted model, not a curated record. The transcript has a single exon. Gene Ontology annotation, cellular component: membrane. Lineage: Eukaryota; Metazoa; Chordata; Actinopteri; Gonorynchiformes; Chanidae. Gene Ontology annotation, biological process: G protein-coupled receptor signaling pathway.
AUGGAGUAUUGGGAUGAGGGAUAUUGUUAUCCACUACAUAAUGUUUCAUGCACUAAGGAUGUGAGAUCCAGAUCUGAAUAUAUUUUUAUGUACAUUAUAUUCUUAUCAAUGUCGGCUCUGACUGUUUUUUUGAAUCUGCUUGUGAUAAUAUCUAUCUCUCACUUCAAGCAGCUCCACACUCCAGCCAAUCUGCUUGUCCUCUCACUGGCUGUGGCAGAUAUGAUUGUUGGAUUCAUCGUUAUGCCAGUAGAGGGCAUCCGACUAAUUGAAACCUGCUGGUAUUUUGGAGAGACAUUUUGUUCCAUUUUCCCACUUAUUUUGUUUGUGGUGGUGUCAGGCUCUCUUGGAAAUUUGGUCUUUAUAUCUAUAGACCGAUAUAUUGCUGUGAGUGAUCCUUUACUGUAUUCGACCAAAGUGACCAUUAAAAGGGUGAUAAUCUGUAUUUCCACUACAUGGUUAUGUUCUCUUAUUUAUUCUGUGACUAUUCUAUUCAAUCAUAUGUUUUACCCUGAGACACACAGUGCAUGUUAUGGAGAGUGUCUGCUUGUCAUUAACUUCACGUGGGUAGUUAUUGACCUUAUUGUUUCAUUAAUUGCCCCUUGUUCAGUUGUAAUUUCUUUAUAUUUGAGAAUUUACUGUGCAACAAAAUAUCAGGCCCAGGUAAUUAACUCUAUAACAGCUGGUAUCAGAGUGAGGGAGAAAGGUUCAACCCUAAAGAAGUCUGAACGAAAAGCGGCAAAAACAUUAGGCAUUGUUGUUUUUGUUUAUCUACUUUGUUGGAUACCAUAUUACAUAAGUAUUCUUUCUCUGGGCAAUAUCACAUCUAAAUCAGUUGCCAUGACAUUUCUGUGUUGGAUGAUGUAUAUGAAUUCAUGUAUGAAUCCACUUAUUUACGCACUAUAUUAUCCAUGGUUUAAAAUAUCCGCCAAACAUAUUUUAACUCUGAGAAUAUUUGAUUCAUCAUCAUCAUACUACAACCUGUUUAUGGAAUAA